AUGACUCCUGCUUUUCGGGGCCGCGGAGGCGGAUUGGGAUUUGUCACCAGUCCCGAGAGAUUGCCUCCAAGAAAUUGGGACCUGAAGACUCGACCUCUUCUCCGGCCUAUUAAAUUUGUUCGCGCUGCGGAACGCUUGUUUGAAGCAGACCCAGAGGAGCUCCUUCAGGCGCAUGAGAUUCCUCCUCAUCCUAGUGACCAACUGGAUCCUCAAACUGAUCGGCUGGCUGCCGUAUUCGACAACGAGAAAGCACCACCCACUGCAGAAACUACUGCAGAUCCAACAGCAGAAAACUCGGAGAAUGACGCUACAGAGAUCAAAGAAGCUGUCGUACAAGCUGCAUCAUCUGGCGCCUUGAUUGGUCUUUGUGAAACGAACGUCUCCAAUCCACAAUCCGGCGAAGACUUGUUGGCUUUUCUCAUGGGUUCUACAUCUAGAAAGGAGUCAGCUAAAGCCACAGAGGAGCUAUUCUUCGUCGACACAACUCGUCAAACUAUGACCACUGAGAUCAUCUACAAAGCCGAAGGCCCUGUCCUUGGGGAGGAGGAGCCAGACGAAGUUAUUCUCAUACCAUCUCCAUCGGCACGGAAAGCAGCAUCUAUCGCAGGGAGUAACGGCAAGGCAUCCACUGUAGCUUCUCCCCUCAUUACCCGUAGCACAGUCCUUGAAUCAGCACAAGAGGAAACAUCAACACGUAUCGCAACCUCAAACAAGAGCCUGCUCUCCUUCUCCGUCGCUCGAGCGGGUCGCGCCGGAAAAGUCCCUGCACGAGCUCGAAAAGAGGCGAAGCGUCGCAAAAGGACGGAAGAUGCGUGGACCAACGACCUCGGAAAUGUCUUCGGCUUCAAGGACGGUCGAGAGGGGCUUCGCAAGGGCGAUUCGGACCUGAAUGUGGGCUCGAGUUCGGAGGAAAUUGAGGAUCAUGGGAUGGAUGUUGAUGGUGAUCUCGAUGCAACAGCAAUGGCGGCAUUCGCUCGGGAGAUGAACAAACCACAUCAAUCGAUGGACGACGUUGAACUAGAAGCAGCGGUUGAACGUGGAGAAUUCGACUCGGACGACGAGGGAGUGGGUGCAGAAGAUGAAGAAGAGGAUGAGGAUGAGGACGGGAUGGAUCCUCAGAUGAUGCUCGAAGAGGUGCUAGGGUUGGACGAUGAAGAAGAUUGGUCUUCUGACGACGGAGAAGACGACCUAUCGCCAGAGGCCUCGUUUGCAGCUCGGCUCCUACGCGUUCGCGAGCGCACUCCAGGUACCUCAAAAGAUAUUGACCAGUCAUGGGCGGAUCGCGAUGAAGACUACAUAGCAGGAAUCGAGAGAAUAUUGGAGGAGAAUGCGGACAUUCUAAUGUCGAGGGACCGAAAAACCAGGAAAGCGCUAUUCCGAGCCAUUCAAAAUGGCGAAUCGGACUACCCAUUCCCUUCCUCAUCCAAGUCGUCCAAGGUGGCAAAGGAUAGAGCCGAUCUCUUGGCAGAGCAGUGGCUUCGGGAUCGAAACAAAAAGGCCGAACGCAAACGACAGCGUGAACUUGAGCGUCAAGAACAAGGCGGAUUGGGAAAUGGCAAGACGAAGGGCAAGAGUCGGAACCCAGACUUGGAGGAGAUUGAGCAGAUGAUGCGAGACCUUAUCACCUCUGUGGCGCCUGGUGCGCCCAAGUCAUUCGAGUUGCCCGCGUUGGACAAGCCGAUGCGUAUCAAGGUGCACGCCCUGGCCCAGGCGCUCAACCUCAAGAGCACGAGCGCGGGAGGGAAGAAGAAUGGAGUCAAAACGAUGACUAUCAGUCGAGGAAACCAUACUGGCGUUCGGUGGAUCAACGAGGCCAAGGUGGACUCUGUCCUUAAGAGGAAGAAGGGCUCCAGACCAGGAGGGCCAGGGCUUAAAGGAAUCAGAGAGGGAGAGGUGAUUGGACAUCAAGCAGCAAAGAUUGCAGAGGACAAUAUCGGUUAUAGAAUGCUUGCUCAGAUGGGUUGGUCCGAGGGCGAUCGAAUCGGUGUCCAAGGCGGCCUUGAUGCUCCUAUUACCGCUGUGAUGAAGAAGACAAAGCUGGGCUUGGGAGCGUUCCGAGGGGCGGAUUAG
Molecule: messenger RNA, 2070 nt
Organism: Serendipita indica DSM 11827
Lineage: Eukaryota; Fungi; Basidiomycota; Agaricomycetes; Sebacinales; Serendipitaceae
Source: the annotation of a GenBank genome assembly